CUGUGCUUUGACUUCCGCUAAUUUCUGAUCUUUUCGCUAAUAAUAAUCAUCACUUCAUUGUUGUUAUUAAAUUCUGUGAUUUUGUGAUUUGUUAUUAGAUUUUGUGAAUUCUUUCAUCUAUUCCAUUUUCCGCUUUCUGUUUUUCCCUUUUUUAACUAACAAUGGAUGCAGGAUCCUUGAGUUCUUCUACCACAAAGACACAGUCUCUGAGUUCUAACACAACAACCAUGAAAACACAUUGUCGCUCCCCUCUCCGGGAGCAGUUUAUUCAGAGAAAGAAUUCCAAAGAAAAUUUGGACAGGUUCAUUCCGAAUCGAUCGGCCAUGGAUUUCGAUUAUGCUCACUACAUGUUAACAGAGGGGGCAAAAGGUAAGGAAAAUCCAGUUGUAAGUUCCCCCUCUAGAGACGCCUACAGGAAGCAGCUUGCAGAAUCCUUGAACAUGAACCGGACCCGAAUUCUCGCUUUCAAGAACAAGCCACCUGCACCAGUUGACUUGAUUCCUCAUGAGAGUUGCUCUACUCUUCACCAAGAUAAACCGGCAAAGACCCGAAGAUACAUUCCACAGACUUCAGAGAGGACAUUGGAUGCUCCGGAUCUUGUGGAUGAUUACUACCUCAAUUUGCUGGAUUGGGGAAGCGCCAAUGUUCUUGCAAUAGCACUUGGAACCACAGUGUACUUGUGGGAUGCAACAAACGGUUCUACUUCAGAGCUUGUUACAGUUGAUGAUGAAAAUGGACCUAUCACAUCUGUUAGCUGGGCACCGGAUGGACGACACAUCGCAGUUGGCUUGAACAACUCUGAAGUACAGCUAUGGGAUUCGGCUUCAAAUAAGCAGUUGAGGACUCUGAGAGGUGGACAUAGGCAGAGAGUUGGAUCAUUGGCAUGGAACAAUCACAUACUCACAACUGGAGGAAUGGAUGGAAGAAUCAUCAACAAUGAUGUUAGGGUCAGAUCACACAUUGUUGAAACCUACAGAGGGCAUGAGCAAGAGGUUUGUGGGUUAAAAUGGUCAGCUUCAGGUCAACAAUUAGCAAGUGGAGGCAAUGAUAAUCUACUUUACAUAUGGGACAGAGCCAUGGCAUCUUCGAAUUCGGCGACACAGUGGGUUCACCGGCUCAACGAUCACACAUCGGCGGUUAAAGCCCUUGCUUGGUGCCCUUUCCAAGGGAACUUGCUAGCUUCUGGUGGAGGCAGUGGUGACAGAAGCAUUAAGUUUUGGAAUACACACACUGGUGCAUGCUUGAACUCAGUUGACACUGGGUCUCAGGUAUGCUCCCUUUUGUGGAGCAAGAAUGAGAGGGAGUUACUAAGUGGUCAUGGUUUUUCACAGAAUCAGCUAACACUUUGGAAGUACCCUUCAAUGGCAAAGAUGGCAGAGCUGACUGGACAUACAUCAAGAGUUCUGUUCAUGGCUCAGAGCCCUGAUGGUUGCACAGUUGCAUCAGCAGCAGCCGAUGAGACAUUGAGAUUUUGGAAUGUAUUUGGAGCUCCAGAAGUCACAAAACCUGCACCUAAAACCAGACCUGAGCCAUUUUCCAAUGUGACUCGCAUUCGAUGAGCAACUUGGAUUAUAUAUACAUCCAUGUAUACAUACAUACAAUGUAUGUAAAUUUGUAAUUUGUAACAUAUUGUAUUUCAGUGGCAGUGAAAUAAAAACGCAACUUUAUGCCCGUGGAUGUAGUCACGCACACUAGUGACGAACCACGUAUAUCGCCUUUCUUGUCCAUUUUCUUUUUU
Messenger RNA from Arachis stenosperma, 1738 nucleotides. RefSeq names its product cell division cycle 20.2, cofactor of APC complex-like. Gene Ontology annotation, molecular function: anaphase-promoting complex binding; protein binding; ubiquitin ligase activator activity. The transcript is spliced from 4 exons. Gene Ontology annotation, biological process: positive regulation of anaphase-promoting complex-dependent catabolic process; anaphase-promoting complex-dependent catabolic process; positive regulation of ubiquitin protein ligase activity. Gene Ontology annotation, cellular component: anaphase-promoting complex. The record is from RefSeq and is a predicted model, not a curated record. Lineage: Eukaryota; Viridiplantae; Streptophyta; Magnoliopsida; Fabales; Fabaceae. Bases 162 to 1559 code for a protein of 465 amino acids.